CUGGGCAGCAACUGAGAAGAUCAGGGACGGGGUGGAGGGCUUUCCCGAUGGGUCAAGCUUGUGAGGCCAUGGAGAGGUGAGGAAGCCAACCUCAGUACAUUCAGCUCUUUGGAAAGAAUGACCAAAGGGAGGCGGUUCAACCCGCCUUUGGACAAGGUUGGAAGAUGGUUCCCUCAAAUUGGACUGGUACAGAAGACACCAGAAUCCACCACGAGUGCUACCCUGAAGGAGAUCCACUGUCCGUACUUGUCUCAGCAGGUGGAGAGGAAGCUGCCGCCGAUAUACAAAAUUCGAGAGAAGCAAGCAGCAAACAAAAGUUUCCCCUUCUCUGUGCAUGACAAUCGCUACAGUUUUGAGAACUCUGGAUACUAUUUUGACUAUGGCUUGGGACGGAAGAAGACCUCACCAGAGAGAAGGCAACACAUUUCCAGGAAUUUCAAUCUCUGGGCCUGCGACUUCAUCCCAUCACGUUUUGAUGGCCUUUCAAAUAACAGAAUAUCAUAUGUCCAUAAGGAAGCCAUGGUCAUCUCAACCUUCCGACGCUUCCCUAGAUGUUACGACGAAAAAUGGAGUGCCUUCAAGUUUGUUCCCAGAAAAGGCUACACAGAGUUUUUGGAAAACCAGCCAAAUGAGGAGUUUUCUGUUGACACAGAGGCUGUCUCUCCACAGGAGCCCGAUGAUUAGAAGAUUCGAAGAUUUUUGAUGACGUUUGUGAUGUCAUCUCAUCAGGCAUUCAUAAAGUAUAUGUCUCUGAUCCAACACUUUUGUGAUUUUCAUAAAGUUGAAUAUAUUCAAAUUCUUACCAAGCUGUGCAAAGCUAUACACACAUGUAAAUAAACUGCUAAGA
This is a messenger RNA of Microtus ochrogaster (prairie vole), 847 nucleotides long. RefSeq names its product testis expressed 36 (gene Tex36). Lineage: Eukaryota; Metazoa; Chordata; Mammalia; Rodentia; Cricetidae. The record is from RefSeq and is a predicted model, not a curated record.